CUCUGAAAGUAGUUGUGUUUCCAUAUCGGUCCGUGCCCGUACGAUUAACUAAAUAAUGUUGAUUAAAUAUGGCGUUUUUUCUGAUACCACACACUCUGUUUAAACCACUUGCCAAAAUAGUACCAACAUCUGCAAAAUUACCUGUGUUCUCGAUCCAAUGUCGAAAUGCUACAAAAAAGGCUGCUGGAUCAGUGAAACGACAGAAUCACAACAGGAAGCGCAAAGGAAAGCGAUUGGGACCUAAGGUUUUGCCAGAUGAAUUUGUACAGCCUGGUGCGAUUUUAUUGAGACAGAGAGGAUUUCAAAUGCACCCAGGAAGAAAUGUUGAUUAUGGACGUGACCACACCCUAUUCGCGCUAAGAGAAGGUCACGUGAAGAUCACAAAAGAAUUAAUACCACGUCCAGAAUGGUGUAGUUGGGGAGAAGGCCCUUACUUCCAGCGUACUUUCAUGCAUGUUUUAGAAAGACCCAAAGUUCGUCGAUUAGUGUGUCUAAAUCCUCAAAGUUUAUCCAACGUGACGUGAUGGCAACAAAAUGACUACUUUGUAUAUAUUAUAUGUAUAAAAAAAUCUAAAUCCUAAGAAAAUUGUGUACAA
Messenger RNA from Hydractinia symbiolongicarpus, 596 nucleotides. RefSeq names its product 50S ribosomal protein L27-like. The record is from RefSeq and is a predicted model, not a curated record. Gene Ontology annotation, molecular function: structural constituent of ribosome. Gene Ontology annotation, biological process: translation. The coding region runs from base 69 to 524 and encodes 151 amino acids. The transcript has 4 exons. Lineage: Eukaryota; Metazoa; Cnidaria; Hydrozoa; Anthoathecata; Hydractiniidae. Gene Ontology annotation, cellular component: mitochondrial large ribosomal subunit; ribosome.